This is a messenger RNA of Papilio xuthus (Asian swallowtail), 1002 nucleotides long. Its product is annotated as uridine 5'-monophosphate synthase. The coding region runs from base 147 to 779 and encodes 210 amino acids. The record is from RefSeq and is a predicted model, not a curated record. Lineage: Eukaryota; Metazoa; Arthropoda; Insecta; Lepidoptera; Papilionidae. The transcript has 3 exons. Gene Ontology annotation, molecular function: orotidine-5'-phosphate decarboxylase activity; orotate phosphoribosyltransferase activity. Gene Ontology annotation, biological process: UMP biosynthetic process; pyrimidine nucleobase biosynthetic process.
UUUACAAUAUUAUUGUCGUGUUUACUUUGCUCCUGCGCUGACGUAUCGUGAAAGGAUACGUAAUAUGAACUUAAAUUGUGCCGUGUUAUAAUAUUUGACGAUUUUUUAUUGUGUGUCCAACACUAAAAUUGCAAAGUCUAUGAUAAAUGUUCGAGAAAAUGACAGGAGAGAGCCUGGAGGAGCUUGCAGUGCGUCUGUUCGACGCGGGCGCUGUGCGACUGGGCGACAUUGAGGCGAAGCUCGGCCGACGCACACCAAUAUACUUUGACUUAAGAGUUAUUGUCUCACAUCCCAAGCUUAUGAUGGCGAUAUGUCGACAAUUACAAACUUUAGCUAAUGAAAUACCACACGACAUACUGUGUGGAAUUCCAUAUGCAGCAUUACCAUUCGCAGCAGUAAUGUCAGUAAAUACAAACACACCAAUGAUUAUGAUGAGAAAGGAAACUAAAUUAUAUGCAACUAAAAAAAUCUUAGAAGGAGUGUUCGAGAAAGAUCAGAAAUGUUUAAUUAUCGAGGACGUAGUGACAUCUGGUGGCACAAUAUCGGAAGCAGCGAAAACUAUUCGCGCCGAAGGUUUACAAGUCGCACACGCUGUUGUAGUUCUCGAAAGGGAACAAGGUGGCGCUAAUGUGUUAAAAGCAAAUGGCGUCCAUGUAAAAUCAUUGUACACGAUGACUAAUUUAGUGAAAAUACUAAGGAACGCUGGACGAAUAAGCGACGAAACGGCAGAAAUAGUAUCCGAUCACAUCAAGGAAUGCCAAUUCGGUUACUCAGUUUAGAUUGAUGGUAAAAAAACGAAAAUUGCAUUAAGAAAUUCAACGUGCACGCUUAAUACUUUUUCUUUUUAUUAACUUAGAUCUGAAAUUAGCACUCAUUUAUACAUUUGUUGGUAUUGUACUUAUUUUAUUUUAUUAAUUAAUAAACUAUACGAUGAAAUAUUUAUUCUUUCAAAACUUAUUAUCAUAUUGAUAUAUUUUUAUUAUUUAUACUGAAAUAAAUGUA